Necator americanus (New World hookworm) is the source of this 339-nucleotide messenger RNA. RefSeq lists its product as uncharacterized. The record is from RefSeq and is a predicted model, not a curated record. The transcript has 2 exons. NCBI's taxonomy places the organism in Eukaryota, Metazoa, Nematoda, Chromadorea, Rhabditida, Ancylostomatidae. The coding region runs from base 1 to 339 and encodes 112 amino acids.
AUGUUAAAGUUAUCAGUGACAUCUUUAACACAGCGAGAAGGAAAAUCAGGAAUUUACAUUAUAUUUUUUAUUUAUUUUUAUUUAUUAUUUCACUCAUCAUAUCUAUUAUUAUUAUUAUUAUUAUUAUUAUUAUUAUUAUUAUUAUUAUUAUUAUUAUUAUUAUUAUUAUUAUUAUUAUUAUUAUUAUUAUUAUUAUUAUUAUUAUUAUUAUUAUUAUUAUUAUUAUUAUUAUUAUUAUUAUUAUUAUUACUGUUAUUAUUAUAUUACCAGGUAAGCAUCAAAAAGGAUUAUUCUGGCACUUUAUUAAUGAAUUUGGUUUCCAAUGAAGUCGUUGCAUAG